Messenger RNA from Phytophthora sojae, 291 nucleotides. RefSeq lists its product as hypothetical. The transcript has 2 exons. Lineage: Eukaryota; Oomycota; Peronosporomycetes; Peronosporales; Peronosporaceae. The coding region runs from base 1 to 291 and encodes 96 amino acids. The record is from RefSeq and is a predicted model, not a curated record.
AUGGACGCUGCCAUGGAGCUCGGGCACCUGGCCAAGCCGGAAAAUGGAGAAGAAGCGAGGUCCGACACGCAGGAGAAGCUGGCGGUGCGCAAGGUGCGCUUCGCCAUCGCCAACGCCAAGAGCCGACUGUACGACAUGUUGGCGGCCACGAACCUGCUCAAGCGCAUCCUGGCCAACGACCCCACCAUUUCCGUGGAGGAGGCGGUGACCAUGAUGCGCGACCUGCCGCCUCUGGCGGACAAGUCCUCAGCGGCUGCGUCUGGCACGUCCACGGCCAGCAACCCGGUGUAA